CCCAUCUCGUGUGGGACGGACGGCACUGAUACAGUAGAAAGAGCAUCUGCACCUCCUGCAUCACAUUUACAUCAGAUUGUAUAUGAGAUGUCCAAACCAUCGAAUAUAACCCGAAUUUAGGUCGAAACAGCUAAUUUCAAAACCUUUGCUCAUUUCAUUUUGAUUCGUUAUAAGGAAGCCUGUACCGUGAAAAUGAGAAGAUAAACUUUUCAUCAACCCACACUUUUUUUGUCUGUUGACUAAAUCCUCCUCUCUGACCUACGCCUGCCCUUUUGAACUAAACCUACCCUGCCGAAAAGGAUUUCCUAGAAUCUCUCCUUCCCCAUCGCCCAAAAAAGACAUUUUCAAAUGCCCAAAAACAGCAAAACCAUCAAGAGAGAGAUUGACGAUGACGAUGUUACGGAAUCUGUCAAAGAUUUGCUCUCCAAUGAAGAUACAUGUGAGGACUCUUUCAAGAAGAGCUCUCUAAUGGUAGGAGAUGUUACUCAGAAUAAGGAGAAGGAUGUUGAGGGGGGCUCAGAGGAGGAGGAGGAGGAGGAAGAGGAGGAGAGACCCGCCUGGGGCAGCAAGCUCCAGUACAUCCUCGCCCAAGUGGGCUUCUCAGUGGGCCUGGGCAACGUCUGGAGGUUCCCCUAUUUGUGCCAGAAAAACGGCGGUGGAGCGUAUCUGGUUCCCUAUCUCAUUCUGCUGAUAGCAAUUGGGAUUCCUCUCUUCUUCCUGGAGCUAGCAGUGGGCCAGCGCAUCCGACGGGGCAGUAUCGGGGUGUGGAACUACAUCAGUCCACACCUGGGUGGCAUCGGCUUCGCCAGCUGUUUGGUGUGCUUUUUUGUGGCGCUUUACUACAAUGUCAUCAUCGGCUGGAGUCUCUUCUACUUCUCACAGUCCUUCCAGCACCCUCUUCCUUGGCACGAGUGUCCCCUGGUCAAAAACAAAACGAAUACAUAUGUUGAACCAGAGUGUGAGAAAAGUUCAGCUACUACAUUCUACUGGUAUCGUGUGGCCCUGGAUAUCUCUGAUUCCAUCUCUGAGAGUGGAGGACUUAACUGGAAAAUGACUUUGUGCCUGUUUGUUGCGUGGACCAUGGUGUGUCUUGCUAUGAUCAAGGGUAUCCAGUCUUCUGGAAAGGUGAUGUACUUCAGCUCUCUGUUCCCCUAUGUGGUGCUGAUUUGUUUCCUGGCUCGUGCUUUCCUGCUCAAGGGUUCUGUAGACGGCAUCAUCCACAUGUUCACCCCGAAGCUGGAAAUCAUGUUGGAGCCCAAAGUGUGGCGUGAAGCUGCCACGCAGGUCUUUUUUGCCCUGGGUCUUGGUUUCGGUGGUGUUAUUGCCUUCUCCAGCUACAACAAGCGAGACAACAACUGCCACUUCGAUGCUGUGCUGGUCUCCUUCAUUAACUUCUUCACCUCAGUGUUGGCCACUCUAGUCGUGUUUGCUGUGCUGGGCUUCAAAGCCAACGUCGUGAUUGACAAAUGUGUAGAAAUGAACACAAAGAAGAUCAUUGAUUUCCUUGGCAAAGAGAUCAAUCCAAGCUUGAUCCCACAUCACAUUAACUUCAGUCAUGUUAGCCCAGAGGACUACCAGCAAAUUACCAACAUUAUCCGGGGCGUGAUGGAAAACGAUUACCCACGCCUAGGCUUAGACAACUGCGACAUCAAAGAGGAGCUGAACAAGGCAGUGCAGGGCACAGGCUUGGCCUUCAUCGCCUUCACUGAAGCCAUGACCCAUUUCCCAGCCUCGCCUUUUUGGUCUGUCAUGUUCUUCCUUAUGUUGGUCAAUCUGGGACUGGGCAGCAUGUUCGGGACUAUCCAGGGCAUCCUCACCCCCAUUGUGGACACCUUCAAAGUACGAAAGGAAUACCUCACAGUUGGUUGCUGUGUACUUGCCUUCUGUAUUGGUUUAAUAUUUGUCCAGCGAUCUGGGAACUACUUUGUGGCCAUGUUUGACGACUAUUCUGCCACUCUUCCUCUGCUCAUCGUGGUUCUUCUGGAGAACAUUGCUGUGGCCUGGGUCUACGGCACCGACAAGUUCUUUGAGGAUCUGAAAGACAUGCUUGGUUUCACUCCAUACCGCUUCUAUUACUAUAUGUGGAAGUUUGUCACACCAGUGCUGCUGCUGGGUCUUCUGGCCGCAAGUAUCAUUCAGCUGGGACUGUCGCCACCUAGUUACAGCGCAUGGAACCAGCAACUGGCUCAAGAACAGUCUCUCAGCUAUCCGCCCUGGGGCCUAGCGGUCUGCAUCUCACUGGUGGUCACCGCCAUCCUCCCUGUGCCUGUGGUUUUCGUUCUGCGCUGUCUGAACAUCAUCGACGAGAACGCAGGAGGCCUGUCCACCGUCUCCUAUAAAAAGGGCCGCAUUAUAAAAGACACCGCUUGUAGGACCAGAGAAGACGAUGAAGAUGACACAAGUCUUCUCAACACGAAGUCACCGAGCGAAGCCCCGUCGCCCAUGCCGGCCAACUACCGUAAGCAGAGCGGCCCUCCUUCAAGUGCAGACAUCACGCUCAACGGCAGCUGCAGCACUGGAUACGUAAUGCCGAAUAUUACAGAUAUUCCGGACAUGCCCGAAUCUGAUUUGUGAGGACCUGUCCAGUGUAAUCUGUAACUGUGAGGAACAGCGUCAUUUCAUUUGCCCUAUAAGAACCAGCGCUUCAAAUGUCAGUCAUCUGAGUAACCAAUCACAAUCUCCCUCUCGUCGAGAUGAACAGGAAUGCUAACAGACAGCAUUCUCUUAUUCUCUUUCUAACAGCCAUCUUCAUUCCACACAUGUCCAGAAGAAAAGUUUCAACAUUUCUAAUUGUAUUAUAUGUGUAGCUAGCACUAACGCACCCUACCCCCAUCCCGACCCAUUGCCCCAACUGUUUGCACGCACUUACCCUACUCUGUAGGGGCCUGUAGACCCCUGGUUUAUGCUCUACUGUAGAAUGGCUAUUUGUAAAAACAGAUUAUGUUGCAAGUCAGGGCAGUUACUGUCCUCAAAAAAACGAGAUUAGAGGCAGCUUAGCAGCUGUGGAAAAGUCUAGAAUGUAAAUGUAUGCGUAAAACGUGGAAAACAUGCAAUACUUUUCUUUUGGAUGUAAUUAAAUCAUUGUGCAUCAGUGUAUGGAUUGCAUUUAAUACAACCCCUAACUCAUCGUUCGAAAAAAAAGUGUGCCUAAUUAAUUCUAAAAAUGUUAAUAGAAUACAAAGAGUGAAUGUUGUACAUUUAAGGUAUUCUGUAAAUAUAUUAUGAAUAAAUUUAUUCUAAUAUAGUUUGGAAUACAGAUCAUGUUUUUGGUAAGAAAUGCUUAAAAAUCCAGUGCGCUGACUUUUUUUGUUUGUUUGUAUUUUUGCUGAUGUGCUUUCAUUGUAAGGAGUGUUGAUACUCCUCCCUCUUCCUGUAAAUAUUUUUCAUGAAUUUGCCCAAUGACGCAGUAUUCUCAGUAUUGAGAUUAAAUGAUAAUGGAUUCAGA
Megalobrama amblycephala (Wuchang bream) is the source of this 3445-nucleotide messenger RNA. RefSeq names its product solute carrier family 6 member 15 (gene slc6a15). NCBI's taxonomy places the organism in Eukaryota, Metazoa, Chordata, Actinopteri, Cypriniformes, Xenocyprididae. The record is from RefSeq and is a predicted model, not a curated record. Gene Ontology annotation, molecular function: proline:sodium symporter activity. Gene Ontology annotation, biological process: sodium ion transmembrane transport; L-leucine transport. Gene Ontology annotation, cellular component: membrane.